GAAUAAACAACGCAAAGCAAAGUCUUUCAGGUAAUCCAUAUUCAUCCGCUUUAGCGUCCCUCUACACAACUCACAGAACAUACCCGGAUGGAGCUGUCAUGGCCGCCGUCAGUGACCUGCUAGGCUAAAGAGAAAGAAAGAAAUCUGUACAUUUAAACAUGGAGGCAGACCACACCACCCAAGAUGACCCUCCUGAAGGCAGUAAUGUAGAAAAUGAUGAGAAAAACCCGAGGAAGCAACUGCAAAUGGCAGUGUCAGUUCAGCUUCCAGUGAUGCAGGAUGUUUAUGAUCGUGGUCAGAGGAAAAUAGUUCAGAGCCACGAGAGAAACAAGGUGCAGACAGCCAGGAAAUCCUUCAAGAAGCCACCCCUUAAGGCACCCCAGAACCUGCAGGGGACGAGCAUCUCUGGCAAAAUACUCAGGUUUAGCUGUUCUGAAUGCAAGGGCAACACAACAUUUAGUCCUAAUGACCUAUCCAAGCAUUUUCAGGGAGUUCACCAGGGAAGCCUACCUACUUUUCCAUGUGAUUUGUGUGGUUAUAUCACCCAAGAUUUCUCCAACCUUCAGCGUCAUCGGUUAGGGCACCGGGACACUUUUGUUAGAUGUGAGAUCUGCAAUGACAGUGUUCAGUACACUCUGUUGCAGCUCACCCGACACUUCAGCAUGUACCACAGCCUGAAUGGCCUCUACCGCUGUGAAAGAUGCAAUUUUUCCACAAAGGAUGUAGGAACAAUUGUGCAGCACAUACAUCGGCAUAACGAAAUCCAGUACAAAUGCCCAAAAUGCAAGCAUGUGAGUUACACAAGUGGAGAGUUUCAGAAACAUCUUUUGGUGCACUCUGGGAAAUUCACUUGUCAGUUCUGUGACUACAGGGCUCCCCGAAAGGAUUACAUCAUUAGGCAUAUGAAUUCUGCUCACUCUAAGGAGAAAAAAAACAAGUGGCGAGUAAAAGCAGAGAACUCUAAAACACUAAUGAACUCAUCACCUGGACUGAAGCUUCUGCUUACAAAGAAUCCAGCCAGGGAAACAUGGAUGUCUAAGAGGCUACAUGCCUUGUCUGGAGGUGGUCUACUGGAGGAAUACGGAAAACUCUCCAAUCCCGAAAAGACUCUGGAGGAGACUCAGCAAUUCCUCGAGAGAACUGUUGCAUCAGAGAAAGAGAGUAAGAAAUGGAUUAAGGCCCUUAAGACCGAACAGCAGUUUGUUUCGCAAGCCAUUCCUUCUUUGUCACAGCCUAAGUUGGAGAAUCCAGUUACACCCAAUGCUGGAUUUUUGAACCCCAGUAGCAAUGGGCUCACUGUGCUCAUGGUCAAAAAUAAAAUUUCAAUCCCUCCAAAUUGCACUACAAAAGUUAUGGGGUUUAAGAUGGUGGAUGGAAAAAAGCAUUUAGUCCUCAAAGUUAUUCCAUCAGGAAAGCAGGAGGCUACUCCUAAGACGGGUUUGUCAUCAUCUGCAGUGAAAGAAAUGGACAGGCACACAUCAGAAACACUUCUGACGGAAGAAAACAGUUCUGAUUGUGCAGUUUUUGGUGUAGAACAAACCAGCAGCCAACUGAAUUCCUCCAACUUGGACUCCAGUAAGAGCACAGCACUUGUGGGCUUAGACCCUCUUGUCAGAAGAAACAGCGAAGACACUUGUGUGGUACAGAAAAAGGGUGAUGAGCAGCCUUCCAAGCCUGUACAGACAGAUGAGUCUAGAAUUUUGACAUUUUCCGAGGCAAAAAACAACAAUGACCAGUUCCCGUUAUUGGAAGCCUCUGCACCUGCUGCCAAAAUUGGCCCUGCCAAUGAGAAGUCCCAUUUCUUAAAAUCCAGUGUGGAGGAAGCCAGUGAAAUAAAAGGUGCAACCUCAUUUACAGCAUUUACUGAUGCAUUGAAACCGACUGUUACUCAACAAGAACAGAGAUGUAUAGCUCUAGAAGAAAUGCAUUCACCUACUGAUUGUGAAGAAAAUAUUACCAUUGACAGUGAAAGUAAUUCUGGGUUAAAUUCUUCCAGUGAAAAAGUCUUCAGUUUUCACAACUACUCGAAGGACACCUCUAGUUUUUCCUCUGAUUUAUCCCUACCUAUUGAAGAUCAGAGUUAUUCAGAGAUUCUGACGGAUGGGCCCGAGCCAAAUAGUUCUAAAAUAGCGUCUUUGGCUGAUAGCAACCGGACACCAGAUGACUCAUCCAUGGCUAGUGAGCAGGACUGUCACAAUGAAGAAAUUCCAGAACAGCUUCUGUUGAAUUCUGAUCCUUUGAUGGAAAAAGUGCCAGAUAGUGAAAUUGAAGUAGAUGAAUGUAUUGCCACUGUUGAAGAAGAGUCGAAUGGUUUGAAUAACUUUCCAGGUUUGGCUUGCAGGCCGGAUGCAACACUCAAAAGCACCUCUCAACGGGAAGGAAAACAGUCUUUGCUUCUUGGCAGUAACACUGAUCUUAAUGAAGAGAGAGAGACGAACAUAGGCGAUUUCAGUUCUGCCACCCAACAUCAAAACCAUGCCCCCGAAAAAGGUCUUGAUGGCUCCUGCAUUCAGAAAGUACCAGGAAGUUCAUGUAAUGCUGCUGCCUUGGGACGCAUACUGGAGGAACAUUCUGAUGCUAUUAUUAGUCAGCAGCUUGAGAAGGAGAGGAUUGGCACUGCUGUGACCAAUGGUGUAUUCAGACAAGCUACAACAACUUUGAGGAUACUACAACCUGUUAAUGUAAAAGAUGGUAAGCAACAGGUUUUUCUUCAGACUGCUGAAAAUAACUGCGCAGUGCCUGUUGAGCUACAAAGCAGUCCAGGAUUUAAGAUGAUUUCAGGGUCUUCUGUUCCUCCGAUUAAUGUUUCUUGUUUGAAACCUGGAACUGAAAGACCAAGUAAGACGACAGCAGCACUGGCUUUCACUCUGAAUAAUGGCAGAAUAGGGAAAGCUGCACGGGUUAUGGGUGGCAAGGAAACAGGUUGUGGUUUACUUAAAGAUGGGGAAGAAAACCCAGCCCUUAAUUGUGUAAAGGAGGGUUCCAGUAGCAGUACCAGCCAUUUAUUGGUCAACAGUUCACCUUUAAAAGGACCUUUGAUAUUGUCCAGUCCAACCCAGUCUCUGUCCCGAGAACGGACUGUGAAUGCACCGACAUGUUUCUUGGUUCAGAGACCACUACCUGUAGUGGCAGCUGUUGCAAGGCCCAAUGGGGAGGCUGCCAACCAAAGUCUCCAGAAUCAAGCAAUGAGGCCUAUGUUGGCAGUACCAGUAAAUUCUCAAGACCAAGCUACUAUUUUACAAGCUGGCCGCCAAGCUUUUAUCCUUAGGUAUGUGUCUCCAGCUAAGACGGGGAAACCCCUGAACAGUCCAGAAGGAAAACCCACAAGUCAAAUCCAUCCAAAUGACAGCGGAGGCAACAGGGUUUUUCUUAAGAUAGUUCAAAAUCUCUCCGAUGGGGGCCAUCCUUUUGGUAGUGGAGAACUGAAUAGCAGUGUGCCAACACACGCUGCCGCUAAUCAGCCCAUCUAUCUGGCUGCUGGUGCUUUGCAGUCGCCUUAUGUUCUGCUGUCAUCAAACCAAUCCAAUGUGACUGUUUCCACAGGAUUAAAAACCUCAGGAUCAUCGCAAGCCCCCAUGCAUGCACCAAUUACUGUUUCCCAGCUGCAGAAAUUCUCUUCCGCUACCAUACAAGGUAAGACUGGAGAAAAGAGUGGCGGUGAGGGCUUGAAUAAUAAACUCAAGAGAGUCCGGCUCCCUCCUCCAAGAUCUAAUCAUCAGUUGGCCAAAAGAAAGAAGAAGAGGAAAUCUCAGACUCAAGAUCCUUCAGAACCUUUGGCUAAAGCUAAGCGGCACUCCAGCAAAAAAAAUAAAGAGAAGGAUUCUUUGCCUGAUGCUGUCAAUUGGAAGCCAGUACCUAAGGACGUUGAGAGAACAUUGAGACUGUCCCCCUUCUGUCCUUCACAGCUCAUUAAAUGUCCUCGACGAAACCAGCCUGUUAUAGUACUCAAUCACCCAGAUGUGGACAUCCCUGAGGUGACUAACAUCAUGAGAACAGUCAGCAGGUACAAAGGAGAGGUCCUGAAGGUGGCUUUGUCCCAAAGAACUGUAGAUGCGCUAUCCGAGUUGAGCUGCAAUCCUUUUAAAAGAAGUCACUCGGUACCCGACAACCCUUCUCAUGGUCGACAUAGUCGCAGAGAGAAUACAGCGAGGGAAAGAUUUAUUUUAAAGCUGAAGUUAAAAAAGACCAGCAGGAAUAAGUACCAGGUUGUGAAUACUACCUCAGACUCCACUGAGCGGUCAUCAUCAUUCAGCUGCUGGUUUUGUGGUCGAAUAUUUGACAACCAAGAGGAGUGGAUAGGCCAUGGUCAACGACAUCUCAUGGAAGCAACCAGAGACUGGAACAAGUUGUUUUAAACCAUUUGCAUUAUGGGUAGUUGGAAAGCAUUAUAUGUAAGUUCUAAAUUAUUAGUUAGAAAAUAUAUACAUCUAGUCCAUUGACUGUAACUCUGCUAAAGGCUUUAGAAGUCCUAACAUUAUCUGAUAUUGUUGAAAAUGACACUUAAAAUGAUCCCAAUACUGUCACUGUUGAAACCUGUGAUAUGAAAAAUAUUUUUAUUUCUCUCAUCAAAGUAGUAAAAAGUUUUUUAGGUUCUCAAUUUAUGAUGCUAAGGUCUUUUUGUGUGUCUGGUACAACGUUAAACCAAACGUGUAAAGGGUUUUAUGUAUAUAAUGGACUGAAAUGUGAAAAAGAAUGCAUUGCACAUAUUGUAUAUAAAAGUUGGAAGAAAUGAAGACAUGCACAGUGAUGUUAAACAUGGAAGUGUUUCUGUACUGGCCAAAUGAUGGUUUCGAAUAUGAAUGAUAACGUAUAUUUGCUCAGAAUUUCAGUAGCAUUUUAGCAUUUUACUUGUGUGACAACUGCAUAAUAUACAUACAGUUGAACUCAGGUGACUUUAUUUUUUGUUUCCCUUGGAAUAAGUAAUCCAACUUUGUAACAUUGAGUGAUUUCUUUCUUUCACCUUUAAUCAUUAAUGUUUCAAAAGCUUUUCUGUCAGGGAAGCAUGGGAUUCAUUCAUGUUUAUUUUCAGUUUUUUCUUAAUCCCUGUAAAACUUCAUUUAGUUUGUCAAAACGGCAUUAUUGCAUUAUAGUUGUAUAUUAUUCUUUAGUUUUUAUUUCUGGCAUAUUGUCAGGAAUUCUGAACAUAACAAGCUAACAGAGUUUACGGGUAUAUUCAUACUAAUAGGUUCUCUAUAUUUGAAAUGCAGAUAUCCAGUAUGUGUAACAAGAUUCCUGUGGAAAUAAUUUUCAAAAGCUGUUACAUUCUACAGUCCGUUUUGCAGCAGUACAAUGUUUCAUGUUUUGUUUUAUAUUCCCCACAGUUAAUUCAGAUGAUGCUUUACUUAUCUCCAGUAAUUAUAACUGUCAUCCCUAAGUAAAGUGUAAUAGUCAUUUAUCCCAAAUCGUUUGUCAAACCAUGCAUUUAAAAUGAGCAUUCAUCAUAUGUAUCUGCAAAAGAUAUUCAGGAGCAUAAUAAUGUGUGCAAAUAUUGAACACAUGCAAGACAGUUGCCUAUGUGUCUCAUAUUAAUGCAUAACUUCACCAGACUCCCUCAGUUUUAUUCCCAUUUUCCAAUUAGUUUGAUUUCAUCCGGUGAUCUGAAAUUCGAACAAUGAAUAAUUAUGUAACACAUUUUUAUAUUUCGGAACCUUUUUUGACUUGUUCAACAAAUCAAUGUAUAUAACUUGGCAUGUGGUAUUUGGUAUGCCUAAUAAAUUUUGUAAAUCUGAAAUUAAAAUCCCUCCGAUUCUUAGCUUCAAUGCAGGAACAGCCUAUAUAUAACUUUUUUCCCCUUGAAAAAAUAACAGUAUUUCACCAUACAUAGUAUAUUUCUCAUGUUUCCUUAUGCAUGUCUGUAAAUAUGUGGUUCCCUUCAAAGUCAUGUUCAUUUCUUUAAAAACAUAUUAAUAGCGUUCAGUCAGGAGUAUUGCCGACUGGAAGUGUUAUUUCAAAUAGCGGAUUUUGGGACUGAGACUUCUGUUUUCGUUGUCAUUUCCAUAGCUGUAAAGCUACUUUAUUACUUGCGCAUUGCAUUGCCACUCCAAACAUGUCAGACUGUAAAUGAAGUAAUACUAAGUAAUACUAUGUCUGGUCACAUGACCUGACAUCCUUUAUACAGCGGAGCACUGGAUAACCAAAUAACAUUUAUAUUUUUCGUUGCUUAAGAAAAAGAAAUCACUCUUUGUAACUUUAUUCUUUACAUCUGGGUGAUGGGUUCCAUAAAGCUGUAUGAAAAUAAAUCUAUUUUUUCUACACAAAGUGCCUGAAAAGCUCUGUUACAGAUUGACACUAUAUUGUACUGUAUAAAUCCCAGGUGGCAUUCAUGUGUUUAAACAGAUUUGUAAUAAAUGUAAAUACUUUGAGAAUACGGCAA
This is a messenger RNA of Brienomyrus brachyistius, 6373 nucleotides long. Its product is annotated as zinc finger protein 518A. The transcript is spliced from 2 exons. Gene Ontology annotation, cellular component: nucleus. The record is from RefSeq and is a predicted model, not a curated record. Gene Ontology annotation, biological process: regulation of transcription by RNA polymerase II. Bases 159 to 4355 code for a protein of 1398 amino acids. Gene Ontology annotation, molecular function: DNA-binding transcription factor activity, RNA polymerase II-specific; RNA polymerase II transcription regulatory region sequence-specific DNA binding. Lineage: Eukaryota; Metazoa; Chordata; Actinopteri; Osteoglossiformes; Mormyridae.